Molecule: messenger RNA, 658 nt
Organism: Wyeomyia smithii (pitcher-plant mosquito)
Lineage: Eukaryota; Metazoa; Arthropoda; Insecta; Diptera; Culicidae
Product: zinc finger protein 706-like
Exons: 2
Coding region: 129-362 (77 amino acids)
Source: RefSeq, a predicted model, not a curated record
AAUCUGGCAGCUCUAGUCAAUGGAAUCAUCAGCAAAGAAAAGCUAAGCUGUUCAUGAAAGGUUUUUAAUAUUUCAUACUGAUUUUCGAAUACUUAACAUAGUCAAAAUAUAUUUUGGUUUGCAACAUCAUGGCUCGCGGACAUCAAAAAAUUCAAUCGCAGCAGAAGGCUCAAGAGAAGGUCGCUAAAAUGAAAAAGCAGCAGGGUCACGGGCUGAGCGACCAGAUGAAAGCCGCACAAAAAGCUUUGGUGUUCUCCUGUGCUGUUUGUAAAUCCCAAAUGCCGGAUCCAAAGACCUACAAACAGCAUUUUGAGAAUAAGCACCCGAAAUCAGAACUUCCGGCUGAACUAAAGGAAAUUUAACCGGGCCUCUUCGAAAAGCGUGGACCAGUCAUGACGGCGGAGAGAGAUACCAAGACCAACACAUUGAAACAACAGUACCGAGACGAUUCCACAGGAUUUUUUCUGCUAGUUUUAGUUCCUUUAAUGUUCAAGCCUCCUCCCUACUUCAAUGUAGGUAUUUGUAUAUAAUUCCAGCCAAAGAAGAGCGGCAGCACAAGAACUCAUUCGAAUAUAAAUCGCUAUCGUUUGGCCGGUUUCUUCCAGAGACAUUCUGCAUCGUGCGUAUUAAAUAAAUUUUAGAGAUUAAUAUCAUUCCA